UGGAUUCGGUUUGAUUUGAUGGGAACCCAUCCUGGCCGGCAAAUGAACAGUCCAAAAACGAGAAGCAAUAGGUGCAUGGUGCAGCCCACAGAGGUCUACCAUGGCGCCGCCACUAGUUUUCAACGUGCACAGGUGCGAACCAGAGCUGAUCAUCCCAGCCAAGCCCACCCCUCACGACUUGAAACCCUUAUCGGACAUCGACGAUCAAGAUGGUCUCCGAGUCCAACUCCCACUCAUCUAUUUCUAUCCUUACCACCCUUCAAUGCAAAUACUAGAUCCCCUUCAGGUCCUUAAACAAGCACUUGCAGAAGCUCUAGUGUUUUAUUAUCCGUUCGCCGGUAGGAUAAGGGAGUUGCCUGACCGUAAGCUCGUCGUGGAAUGUACCGGCGAGGGUAUCUUGUUCAUUGAGGCUUAUGCCGAUGUUAGUCUGGAUCAAUUCGGGGAUAUGCUUCGGCCUCCAUUUCCUUGCUUUGAGGAGCUACUCUUUGAUGUGCCUGGCACUACUGGGAUUGUGAACUGCCCUUUGUUGCUUAUUCAGGUAACGCGCCUCAAGUGCGGAGGAAUCAUCAUAGCCAUCCGUUUCAACCACACAAUGAGCGAUGCAACUGGGUUCUUACAAUUCUUGUCAGCAGUAGCAGAGAUGGCACAAGGAGCAAGGGCACCCUCAAUUUCACCAAUAUGGGAGAGACACCUUCUUACUGCUCGGAAACCACCUCGUGUAACAUGCAUACACCAUGAGUAUGAUGAUUCAGUUAACACCGAGGACAAAAUCUCUCUUGCUGAAGUCAAGGACCAUCGUUCCUUCUUCUUUCUGCGUAAUCAAAUAUCUGUCCUUCGAAGAAGAUAUGCACCUCCUCACCUCGGUCACUGCUCUAGCUUUGAAAUAUUAGCUGCAUGUCUCUGGAGGUGCCGCACCAUUGCCCUUCAACCAAACCCUGAUGAAGAGAUGCGUAUAAUAUGUAUUGUCAAUGCUCGUAACAGCUUUAACCCUCCCAUGCCUAAGGGCUACUAUGGCAACUGCAUUGCUUACUCAGUGGCAAAAGCAAGAGCAGGAGAUCUGUCCAGGAAUCCAAUAGGGUAUGCAGUGGAAUUGGUAAGGAAGGCCAAGGAAAAUGUUACUGAAGAGUACAUGAGAUCAGUGGCAGAUCUAAUGGUCCUCAAGGGUAGGCCUCGGUAUACAAUGGUGAAUUCCUUCCUAGUUUCAGGUGUGGCACGAGUCAGGUUUGAUGAGGUUGAUUUCGGAUGGGGUAGAGCAGUGUAUGGUGGACCUGCUAAGGGAUAUGUGGCUAGCUUUCACAUAGCAUCUAGAAAUGAGAAAGGUGAAGAUGGGAUUGUUGUUACUUUAUGUUUGCCGAACCUUGCCAUGGAAAGAUUUGUGAAGGAAUUGGAUCACUUGUUGAGGGACCAUCCCCUCCUAUGUGCCCUUUGAGGAAAGUGACCCUACUACUGUCUGAAAUGUACUAUACAAUGUGAACCAUUGAUCUGGGUUCACACUUUACACUACAAUUAUAUAUAUAUAUUUUUUUAAAUGUGAGAAGGAAAUAAUAAUACCAUAUCUACAUACUGCAACGUA
Hevea brasiliensis (rubber tree) is the source of this 1573-nucleotide messenger RNA. Its product is annotated as benzyl alcohol O-benzoyltransferase. The record is from RefSeq and is a predicted model, not a curated record. The coding region runs from base 101 to 1429 and encodes 442 amino acids. The transcript has 2 exons. Lineage: Eukaryota; Viridiplantae; Streptophyta; Magnoliopsida; Malpighiales; Euphorbiaceae. Gene Ontology annotation, molecular function: acyltransferase activity, transferring groups other than amino-acyl groups.